This is a messenger RNA of Racocetra persica, 164 nucleotides long. NCBI's taxonomy places the organism in Eukaryota, Fungi, Glomeromycota, Glomeromycetes, Diversisporales, Gigasporaceae. The record is from the annotation of a GenBank genome assembly.
GUUAUUCGCAUUCGCAUGAUAUGCAGGAAUUACGCGAUGGGCUAAUAACGCACGAUGAUAUUUAUACGAUCGUUUAUAAUAUGAUAAAAACAUCUGCUUACUUCGAUAAGGAUGAGACAUAUUCUUUGGAAAUGUGGUAUAAUAAAAUAAUUAGUAUGGAUGGG